UUUCUUUGAAAAAAGUCGUAUGGAUUGAAACAGUUUUUCUCAGACCAAGGGUCUGAUUUUUGACGUGGAAACUGGAAACCGGUAUUAGAAUCAUAUAAAAAGGGAUACAAGAACAAAGAAAGUUAUUUUCUUAAUCCUCACAACUAUGAAAUGUAAAAUGAUCUGUUUCAGUGGAGCCGGUAAAAGUACAUUGAUGUCGGCAUUGGCCUAUAGGACGCGAGGUGGAAUGGAUAUUGAAGGAGAUAUUCUAAUCAACGGAAGACCAAUAGGAGAUUAUAUGAAAUUUUUGAGCGGUUACAUGCAUCAAGAUGACAUAUUUGUACCCUGCCUUACUGUCAGAGAACACAUGAAUAUAAUGGCUAACCUCAAGCUAGACAGGCGGAUCAAAAGUUCGGAGAAAAGAAGAAAAAUCUCCGAUCUGCUCAAACAACUUGGCUUGUCGAGUUGCAUAAAUAGUAGAAUAGGAGGUAUUGAUGAAAAUAAAGCCUUGUCCGGAGGAGAGAAAAAACGACUUGCCUUCGCCGUAGAG
This is a messenger RNA of Leptinotarsa decemlineata (Colorado potato beetle), 529 nucleotides long. Its product is annotated as ATP-binding cassette transporter scarlet. Gene Ontology annotation, molecular function: ABC-type transporter activity; ATP binding; ATP hydrolysis activity. The record is from RefSeq and is a predicted model, not a curated record. NCBI's taxonomy places the organism in Eukaryota, Metazoa, Arthropoda, Insecta, Coleoptera, Chrysomelidae. Gene Ontology annotation, biological process: transmembrane transport. Gene Ontology annotation, cellular component: cytoplasmic vesicle membrane; plasma membrane.